This is a messenger RNA of Talaromyces proteolyticus, 3653 nucleotides long. RefSeq names its product glycine dehydrogenase. The record is from RefSeq and is a predicted model, not a curated record. Gene Ontology annotation, biological process: glycine decarboxylation via glycine cleavage system. Gene Ontology annotation, molecular function: pyridoxal phosphate binding; glycine binding; glycine dehydrogenase (decarboxylating) activity. The transcript has 2 exons. The coding region runs from base 142 to 3327 and encodes 1061 amino acids. Lineage: Eukaryota; Fungi; Ascomycota; Eurotiomycetes; Eurotiales; Trichocomaceae. Gene Ontology annotation, cellular component: glycine cleavage complex; mitochondrion.
CUUUACACCACAAUCUCCAGUGAUUCUUUUUUUCUUCUCUGUCCAACUUCAAUUCGUCCAUGCCCUCAAUCCCUACACACCCUGACGAAGUAUAGGCGGUGCUGAGCUGAUCGAUCAGCUCUGAUCGUCUCGUCCAUCCCCAUGGCUCUAUCUGUGGCUGCUGCCCGCGCGGCAGGCCGCCACUUUACACGUCCAGCGCGAUUAGUCACAGGUCUGCACCGAAAGCAGACCUCUGCGUUCUCUACGCGCAGCCAUUGCCUUCAGGCGGUGCCCCAGAAUCUGCCCUCGUCCCGGCGUGCAGUCUACACAACGUCGCUUGAGGACCAUGGAGACCCGAAUCCCCGCGAUUUGUUUCAACCGCUCGACACUUUCCCUCGUCGGCACAUAGGCCCGUCUCCAGAUGCCGCCAGGGACAUGCUGGCUGCUCUCGACCCGCCAGUGGCUUCCUUGGAUGAGUUCGUGAAGCAGGUCCUUCCGGCAGAUAUUCUCUCCAAGAAGAAUCUCGAGGUGACGCCUCCGCGGCCUGCCCCACAGCUGUAUCGCGAUCCUAUCGAUGGUGGACUGGGUGAAAAUGAUAUGCUGAAGCUUCUUGGUGAGUAUCGGAAGCAGAUCAGCACAGUGGGAAAGUCGUAUAUUGGUGGUGGCUACUAUCCCACCAUCGUCCCACCAGUGAUUCUCAGAAAUAUCCUAGAAAACCCGGCCUGGUACACGAGUUACACCCCGUAUCAGGCAGAGAUCAGCCAAGGCCGUCUGGAAUCUCUGCUUAACUUUCAAACGAUGACCGCAGAUCUGACUGGUCUGCCUGUGGCUAAUGCCUCGGUGCUCGAUGAAGCCACAGCGGCGGCUGAAGCCAUGACUAUGUCUCUGGCUACUCUGCCGGUCCCCAGACAGAAGAGACCCGGAAAGUCAUUUGUCGUUUCCAACCUCUGUCAUGAGCAGACCAUUGCUGUGAUGCGCUCUCGUGCCGAAGGAUUCGGUAUUAACUUGGUCGUUGGUGAUGUCAUCGCGGACGACUUCAAACUUGUCAAGGAGCAGGGUGAAAAUUUGAUCGGCGUCCUUGCUCAGUACCCCGACACACAGGGCAGUGUUCUGGAUUUCAGCGCACUUGGAGAAACCAUCCAUCAGCUGGGAGGUACAUUCUCGGUUGCUACCGACCUUUUAGCUUUGACUGUUCUCAAAGCCCCUGGUGAAUUUGGCGCGGAUAUUGCAUUUGGAAGCGCCCAGCGCUUCGGCGUGCCAAUGGGAUUCGGUGGUCCCCACGCCGCUUUCUUUGCUUGUACAACCAAGCAUCAGCGCAAAAUCCCCGGGCGUCUAGUAGGCGUGUCUAAAGAUCGAUUGGGAAACCGUGCUCUCCGAUUGGCUCUUCAGACUCGGGAGCAACAUAUUCGUCGUGAAAAGGCAACUAGCAAUAUUUGCACAGCCCAGGCUCUCCUCGCUAAUAUGAGCGCCAUGUAUGCUGUCUACCAUGGCCCUAAGGGGCUCAAGGUCAUUGCUCAACGCAUCAUGGCCAUGGCCUCGUUGUUGCGUGAAAACUUACAAGAGUUGGGGUUCAAUGUUCCCGUGCGCAGCAAUACCUCCGACGAAGGAGUUUUGUUUGAUACCGUAACUGUUGAGCUGCCAGAUAGUAAAGCAGCGGAUACUCUUCUCGAAGCAGCUAAGUCAUCGAAAAUAUACUUCCGACGAGUCGAAUCAAACAAGGUUGCGCUGUCUUUAGAUGAGACGGUGGGAAAAGACGAGCUUCAGUCGAUCCUCAACGUAUUUGCUUCGCAAUCUUCUAAAGGCGAAGUGACGAUAAACAAUUCUAUCUCGCCUGUCAGCAUCCCGGCAACUCUGGAGCGCACUUCUCCAUACCUAACACACCCGGUUUUCAACACCUACCAUUCAGAGACUAGCAUGCUGCGGUACAUUUACCACCUACAAUCGAAAGACUUGUCGUUGGUUCACUCCAUGAUCCCUCUUGGGUCUUGCACCAUGAAGCUUAACGCGACAUCCGAAAUGAUCCCUGUUUCCUGGCCAGAAUUCUCACAGAUCCACCCAUUCAUGCCCGCUGAUACUGUGGAGGGAUACACCGAGCUUAUCAGUGACACAGAACAACAGCUGGCUGAUAUCACUGGUAUGGCAGAAGUCACGGUGCAGCCCAAUUCCGGUGCACAGGGAGAAUUUGCUGGUCUGCGGGUGAUUAAAAAGUACCAAGAGUCUGUUUCAGGAGGAAACCGGAACAUUUGUUUGAUUCCCGUCUCAGCCCAUGGAACCAACCCAGCCAGCGCAGCCAUGGCCGGCAUGAAAGUUGUGCCUAUUAAGUGUGACACCAAGACCGGAAACCUGGAUAUCGAGGACCUCAAGGCAAAGUGUGAGAAACACAAGGAUGAAUUGGCAGCGAUCAUGAUUACCUAUCCAAGUACCUUUGGUGUCUUUGAGCCUGGUGUCAAGCAAGUCUGUGAGAUUGUCCACCAACACGGUGGUCAGGUGUACAUGGACGGCGCCAAUAUGAACGCCCAGAUUGGCCUCUGCUCACCUGGAGAAAUCGGCGCUGAUGUCUGCCAUCUGAAUCUGCACAAAACUUUCUGUAUUCCUCACGGCGGAGGCGGCCCUGGUGUCGGUCCCAUCGGUGUUGCCGAACACUUGCGUCCAUUCCUCCCAUCACACCCUUCCAGCCAAGCUUUACAAUCUAAGCGUUCCGAGUCUGCAUCCCCCCCAAUCAGUGCCGCACCCUGGGGUAGCGCCAGUCUUCUCCCCAUCACAUUCAACUACAUCAACAUGAUGGGCUCCACCGGCCUCACACACUCCACCAAGAUCACUCUUCUCAAUGCCAACUACAUUCUUUCCCGCCUCAAGGACCAUUACCCGAUUCUGUACACCAAUGAUAACGGUCGUUGUGCCCACGAAUUCAUUCUCGAUGCCCGCAAAUUCAAAGAAACAUCCGGUGUCGAAGCAAUCGAUAUUGCCAAGCGCCUGCAGGACUACGGGUUCCACGCACCCACCAUGUCAUGGCCAGUAGCCAACACGCUCAUGAUCGAGCCCACAGAGUCAGAAGACAAGGCCGAGCUUGAUCGGUUCUGCGAUGCCCUGAUCUCCAUUCGCAAUGAGAUCGCUGCUAUCGAGAAUGGAGAACAGCCACGUGAAGGAAACGUCUUGAAGAACGCCCCUCACACCCAGCGAGAUCUGCUGUCUAAUGAAUGGGAUCGACCUUAUACCCGCGAGAACGCCGCAUAUCCUCUGCCGUGGCUGUUGGAGAAGAAAUUCUGGCCCACGGUGACCCGAGUUGACGAUGCCUUCGGUGACCAGAACCUCUUCUGUACAUGCGGACCCGUUGAGGACACUACCUGAUCUACGAUACCCUAUUAAUGUUAACUUUCAUGAUUUAUUUUCUCUUUUCUUUUCAGGGUUUGGUUUUUGGUUAUAGGCGUUGGAAAGUUCAACCUGCAUAGUCUGGGAGGGGCAUUGUUGUCAUUUCUGUUUCAGUGAUAGACCAGCCAUUGUUAGUAUUACACGUGCUGUCCACCUGUUCAACAUACGGUGGCUUUUCAUUCUUGCAUAUAAACAAUAACGUCUGUCCCUGCGUAGCGAGACGCACUGUGUCACGAGACAGAUUUAUGAUUUUGGAUUCAUAGAUAUUUCCUUAGCAAAUCUAUAAAUUCGUUAUUUAUAUAGUA